Molecule: messenger RNA, 2809 nt
Organism: Orbicella faveolata
Lineage: Eukaryota; Metazoa; Cnidaria; Anthozoa; Scleractinia; Merulinidae
Product: CYFIP-related Rac1 interactor B-like
Biological process (GO): regulation of actin filament polymerization
Molecular function (GO): small GTPase binding
Source: RefSeq, a predicted model, not a curated record
CUUUGCUAUUUGAAGCUUGAAGCGCCUAUAAGCAACAAGGAAGAGUCCCAUGCCACAGCUCUCAGCGCAGACUUUCAAGGCGAGAAAGGGAGCCCUUGUUGCUUGGAUUAACUUUUUCUUAACUUCGGUGUCAAAAGAGAGGGUUUAGUCACAUUUUGUGCGAGAUAGGGACCCGCUGCUCGCUGUAUUGUUGUGGUUCUGCGUUUCCCUUUCCGGUUGCACAAACUCAGUUCAUGACGAACAACCUGUUAUGGGGAAUAUCCUCAAGCUUCUAACAAGAGAAGAGCAAGAUUCCGGUGGUAAUAAAAUUGACAUAUUCUUGGAUUUUGAAAAUGCCUCGCCAACAGAAGGAGAGAGGGAAGUUUAUGAGGUAGUGAACGGUGUUUUGGUUGUUGCACCACGGAUUUUAGAAGAGUUACAAAAUUAUCGGGGUGCAAAUGAAGAAAUCAGACAGGCAAUUUCUAAUGCCCUUGAUGAAGAACUGCAGGAAAUGGCAUGGAAAGCAGUUGUACCACUUGUUGGAAAACUGAAGUCAUUUUAUGAAUAUGCUUUAGAACUUGAGACUGUUCUUCCUCAGCUUCUUCAUGCUCUUUGUGCCGGACCAGAGACUCCUCUUGAGCACCUUGAACGACAGCAGGCCCUGGCAAAGCAGUUUGCAGAAAUUCUUCACUUCACCCUUAAAUUUGAUGACUUAAAGAUGACAAAUCCAGCAAUUCAAAAUGACUUUAGCUACUACAGGAGAACGCUUAGCAGAAGAAAAAUGGCAAAUGCGGAUGACGAUAACGAAGGAAUUCAAGUGUCAAACGAAAUGGCGAACAGGAUGUCUUUAUUUUAUGCCUACCCCACACCUCUUUUAAAAACUCUUAGCGAUGCCACAUCAAAGUUUGUAACAGAGAACAAAAGCCUUCCAAUAGAAAAUACAACAGAUUGUCUUAGCACUUUAGCAAAUUUAUGCAGAACUAUGAUAGAAAAUCCGGAAUUCUCUGCUAGAGUUGCAAACCAAGAAACAUAUCUCUUUUGUCUUCGAGUAAUGGUUGGUCUUAUAAUUCUCUAUGAUCACGUACAUCCGGUAGGAGCAUUCGCUAAAACAUCAAAUAUAGAUAUAAAAGCGUCAAUAAAAGUGUUAAAAGAUCAACCUCAAGGUUCUGUAGACGGUCUUCUUAAUGCUUUAAGGUAUAGCACAAAACACUUAAACGACGAAACGACGCCAAAGAACAUCAAAGGCCUUCUUGUAUAAAGCACUUCGCCUCAAGGAAACUUAGGAUUAAUUCAGUUAAAAAAAAAAAAUGAUCCAUGGACGCCAAGAUUCUAAAUAAUACGAAAGCAUUUCUCUAGAAAAAAUGGAACGUACAUUCUAGUUCUGGAGCUUUAGAUUCACUCGGUGAACGCAGCCCAAGAGCAACUCUGAAGGUUUUGGUCUUCGUUUAAGUUUUGAGUAUUUCAGUUUUUUUUUUAACAAGUUAUUAUCUUCCGGCUUAAAGAGGGUUUGGCAGGGGGUUGGGUUUGCAAGGGGGCCAUCAAAGUUACUGCCAGCUCACAGUUUACAUGCGCAAAGAUUCACCGGUACAUUGGCUGAGAAGUUUGACAAAACCAGCGGAAAAUUGUCAGAAAAGUGCACUUUAAAAAUUUCAGAUCAAAAUUUUUCAUUGAGUGUCAAGGGUAAAGUCUGUUGUGUUGUAAACGUAGACAAUCUUUUACCUUGCAUUUCCACUUGGUAUUUCAGUCUUACACAGCGUAGUCCUGCGGCCGCCAUUUUGUGACGCGCACUGACGUCAUAUAAGAUGACUGCCUACGUUAACUCAGAUAAUGACUGAUACCAGGUUGUCUAGGCUUUCUUUGGCGGCCUUCGACAAAAGCUGUGUUUUAUCCAGGUUUCCUAGAUGUAAGAAAACAGCGGUAUUUAAAUAUGAAAACCUUUAUGACCGCUUGUUUCGUUGUUUAUAACUCGUAUCUUUGUGUAAAAAUAAUUUCCAGGCAGUGAAUACGGAAAGCGAUUCAAUUCCAGCUUAACUAGGGCUUUCAUUUGAUUUUGUAAAUAAUCGUAAUUUUAUUUCGUUUGUCUUCAAAAUAUUACUUAUAUUUAAAGGGACACUGUCAUUUUUUUAACGAACUCACCGCGUUUGGUUUGGUUUUGUUUUUUAACUUCUGAGUACAUUAAAUUAAGAACUCAAGAAUUCCGUUCAAGCUAUUUUUCCUAGCCAAACCAAAACCACUUCUUGUUACUCUCACUUGCGUUUUCCCGCGUUUGACACCGUUGCCGCGUCUGAGAACUGUUGCUUGUCUUAACUUCAAGCUGAUUGGGUCGUUGUUCUUUUAAGCCUCCCGUGAUUGGUCAGUGUGAAUAACUCCGUUUUUCAUUCAUGAAAGUAAUUAUAAGACCACUCAAGCAAGUCAAAAUCAAAAGGCACAGGUCACAUGCAAAGUCAAAUGAAAGCCUUGUGUACAGAGUUAUAAAAUGGUUUACACCAUUAGAUUCCGGAUUUGUUACCAUUAGAUAGUAUCUAGAAAUGCCUCUAUAAUAUUUAGAAUAUGAAUAAGUAGACUUUCAAUUGUUUUAAUUAAGAUCUGUGAAUUUUUGUAUGAAAUGCGAGUAUAUUUUGUUCAACAUUUCUCCUGUGAAAUAAGUGCACUAUUAAUUUAGUUUUGUAUCCUGUAGGCCAAUGAAAUUGUAUCUAAAAUAGCCCUUUUAUGAAACUGGUUUCUCCUGCAAAACUGUGUGAACUAAAACGCAAAUGCUAUUGACUGCUUGUUUGUUCACUAGGCAAAAGUAUUCAUUGCUUUCUAUAUAAUAAGUCAAAUGAUUCUUGCA